Anolis carolinensis (green anole) is the source of this 501-nucleotide messenger RNA. It is a transcript of the gene ndufa6, whose product is annotated as NADH:ubiquinone oxidoreductase subunit A6. The record is from RefSeq and is a predicted model, not a curated record. Gene Ontology annotation, biological process: response to oxidative stress. Lineage: Eukaryota; Metazoa; Chordata; Lepidosauria; Squamata; Anolidae. The coding region runs from base 41 to 430 and encodes 129 amino acids. The transcript is spliced from 3 exons.
GAUCCGCCUCUCCGAAGACUGGCAGCGUUAGAGCGCCAACAUGGCGGCGGCCAGUGCAGGGAAGGUUGGGGCUGCCGCCACAGGAGCCGUCGUCAAGCCGAUUUUCAGCCGGGAUUUGACCGAGGCGAAGCGGCGGGUCAGAGAGCUGUACAGAGCGUGGUACCGAGAAAUCCCGAACACGGUGCACAUUUUCCAGCUGGACAUCACAGUGAAACAAGGACGAGAUAAGGUGCGGGAGAUGUUCAUGAAGAAUGCUCAUGUCACAGAUCCUCGAGUUAUUGACAUGCUUGUUAUUAAGGGGAAAAUGGAUCUCCAGGAAACAAUUCAAGUGUGGAAACAGAGGACCCAUCUAAUGAGGUAUUUCCAUGAGACAGAAACACCACGACCCACAGACUUCCUAUCCAAGUUCUAUGCUGGACAUGAUCCUUGAGAUAAACUUACCGUGUGGAACCAUAGUUCUGUUUUCUCGUGCAAAUAAAGUCCUAUAUAUUGAACUGUUAA